Cylindrotheca closterium is the source of this 2700-nucleotide messenger RNA. NCBI's taxonomy places the organism in Eukaryota, Bacillariophyta, Bacillariophyceae, Bacillariales, Bacillariaceae. The record is from the annotation of a GenBank genome assembly.
AUGCCAAUAUCCGAUAGUUGCCUAUUACUAAGUCCUGCAGCAACGGACGGGGCCAUGGCAAUUGAGAUGGGUAGUCGCUCUGAUGAACCAGUAAAGGGAUCUGAGGCGAUUUCACAACAAUCUGAAGCCCCCCCUUCCAUGGGAGAGGCACGGAUGAAAUCAUCAAUUCACGUUACUGAUUACAGUGAGACAAGCGAAUGGCGGAAGAGAAACGAAUCUCCAGCGUCCAACGAAAGUAUGCAACAAAGUGUCACCGAGGAGGAGACGAAUGGGUUGAGGGCACCGAAACGGAAACUUUUUGCGAUAGAAAGUGAAAGGCCCAUUUUGGAAACGGAAGAACCAGGCGAUGGACCUGAUUCAGUUGAUAUUGAAAAGCUGACCGUGCCACUACAUGAAAGAAUACGGCAGGUUGAGCCUUUGGAUAUUAGCUACACCUCUACCGCUGCCUCGGAGAAUCUGAGAGGUGUGCUUAUUGCAAGAUUACACGACAUUUAUGAAUUUGGAAGAAUACAAGUGAUUGACCUAUCACGUAGAGGUCUUACCGAUAAAGAUGCUGAGACUGUAGGAAUGGCGUUGAGGAGUAACCCGCAGCUCGCGGUUUUGAAACUCGGAUACAAUCGUAUUGGAGAUCGAGGAGCAGCUAUUAUAGCAGCCUGCAGUUCCAGAGAAGGAAGGCAUCACCAAAGCUUGUCAGUACUGGACUUGGGUUUCAACUGCAUAGGAGAUGAAGGCUGUACAGCCAUCACGUUGAACAUGUUGGCCGGUAAUCACACAUUGCGAAACCUUUUCUUGUCAGGGAACGUCAUUAAGGACGGGGGUGCUAUCGCAACUGCUGGCGCUCUUCUUCAUGGAUGCAGUUUGACGCGGCUACAUUUAUCAGCAAAUGAGAUAGGGUACGAUGGAAUGAAAAUUCUUUCAGGGGCAAUUGGUGAAAUGGACAAGCGGAGGCAGCAAAUAGUCAAUCGUCCAGGAGGAGUAAAGACUGCAGUCCAACCGGCAACUCUUGAGGAGCUGCACUUUGCUGACAUCAACCUCAAGGAUGAAGGUAUUGUUGCCCUUUCGGGUAUGCUUCUAUCGAAUACAGGUCUUUGUGUUCUUGAUAUAAGCAACAACCGUAUCGACGACAAGGGUCUAGCUCUAUUGUCCCAAACGCUCGCGCAAAAUAAAUCGAUACCACUAAAGAGUUUGUCCCUCGCAUUCAAUAAGAUAACUUGUGCGGGAGUUGAAUGUCUCAUGAAUGCCAUCUGGGGUUCAAAGACACUCAAGGAACUAAAAUUGGACAAUAACAAAGUGCAAGAUCGUGGAGCGCAGCUCUGCUCGGUUGUUCUCGGUUCUGUCAGUCUUGAAAAGCUAGAUAUCAGCUACAACUCGAUAUCGACUGUCGGAAUCAAAGCUUUGAUGAAAACGCUAUCAGAAAACAAUACUCUGAAGAUCCUCGCUCUAAACGGUAUCCCAAUGGAUCAGAAUUCAUCAAAGGCCGUUUCGUAUGCGCUUGCCUACAACUCAUCGCUUGAAUCCUUCAGCAUAUACAGUUGCUGCAUCGGGUACACUGGUCAAAGACACAUUGCUGCGGGAGUUGUUUCUAAUCGGAAUGUCAACCUACGGCGGCUAAAUGGUUUCACUCUCGGUCCCAUUACGUCGACUUUGGGCUUGCCACAGCUACCUGAGGACUGGGGAAACGAACGGGUGCUCGGAUUUGUCCGCUUCAUGUGGGCACAUUGGAGUGCCCAAAACCCUGGCUCUGGCGUACAAGGCGAGGCAAGGGGACCAGCCCCUCCUACAGCAGUGGCAGCAGCUGGUAAAAAAGCAUUUUCGUCACUAAGCGAAUCUGAUGAAGCCAGGACACAAUUUCAGCAGCAGCAAGGUUUGCACAUUGGAGAGUCUCCCAUAAUUGAUCCUGACACUGCGAUUCUCGUUCGGUCAAUAUCUGGAAGAAAUUUGCAGAUUCCCGAUUGGGGGGAUGGAGACGAUUUUGACAAGUCCGAUCUGGACACUGAGUCUUGGUCAUCAGAGACAGACUCGCUCGAUAGAUCAUCGUAUGGAGAGUCGUCGGUGGGAUCACAGAAUAAUCUGCUAUCUGGAGUUAAUAAAGAGAGCAGAAAUCGAAACCUUCAGUGGCUUCGUGUACACUCACAAGCGUUGCAAGACGUCGGAAACAUAGCAUUCAGCAAUGCGGAUCUAUGGUUUCUACAUCAGCACUUCUUUUCCCCUCCUUACGAUGAGAAUGAUCUACUUUCUGACAACCCUGAGCAAAAGACCGGAAACGACACGCCAAAAAGCUCGGCAAGGACAAGACUUCCAACUACCGCAUCACUGGUUGUGGUGCAUCAAGCCCGUAAUUCAGGAAAUGGACCUACAAAAUCUGCGAAGGUCAAAAACGAUUGGAACGACAUGUGGACAACCGCAGAGCGGCCAAACAAGAGAAUAUCAGGAGAAGAAAACAGCUCUUCGGCACCUUCGCCGAAACGAGCUAGGAAUUCUAAACCGCGCAUUGCGUACUACCCCCGCGUCAGAGAAAAGCUUGAAUCGAUGGGAGACAAGCCAUCCGCACAAACUCUGUCUCUCUUGAGACAGUUGAAGUACCUUGAGGCCAAGCUGUUCCCAGGAAGAAAUAUUUACGUCGACAAGGAAAAUAAGGAAGUUCAAGACGAAAGUCCAAGUACUGCUGACGCUGAAAUGAUUCUCCUCGAUCUUAUCUAA